Messenger RNA from Indicator indicator, 1497 nucleotides. RefSeq names its product angiopoietin 1 (gene ANGPT1). NCBI's taxonomy places the organism in Eukaryota, Metazoa, Chordata, Aves, Piciformes, Indicatoridae. The coding region runs from base 1 to 1497 and encodes 498 amino acids. The transcript has 9 exons. Gene Ontology annotation, molecular function: receptor tyrosine kinase binding. The record is from RefSeq and is a predicted model, not a curated record. Gene Ontology annotation, biological process: Tie signaling pathway; angiogenesis.
AUGUCAGUUUUCCUUUCCUUUGCUUUCCUGGCAGCGAUUCUUGCUCAUGUAGGCUGCAGUAACCAGCGUCGGGGUCCAGAAGCCAGUGGGAGAAGAUUUAACCGGAUCCAGCACGGGCAGUGCACCUAUACUUUCAUUCUGCCAGAACAGGACGGGAGCUGUCGUGAAAGCACAACAGAUCAGUACAACACAAAUGCUCUGCAGAGAGAUGCUCCUCACGUGGAACAGGAUUUCUCUUCCCAGAAACUCCAACAUCUGGAACAUGUGAUGGAAAAUUACACUCAGUGGCUGCAAAAACUUGAGAACUACAUUGUGGAAAAUAUGAAAUCGGAGAUGGUGCAGCUGCAGCAGAAUGCUGUGCAGAACCACACUGCCACCAUGCUCGAGAUAGGCACCAGCCUCCUCAGUCAGACUGCAGAGCAGACCAGAAAACUCACCGAUGUUGAAACCCAGGUGCUAAAUCAAACAUCCAGACUUGAAAUUCAGCUGCUGGAAAAUUCACUGUCUACGUACAAGCUAGAAAAACAGCUACUACAACAAACCCAUGAAAUCCUGAAAAUUCAUGAGAAAAACAGUUUACUUGAGCACAGAAUUUUAGAAAUGGAAGAAAGGCAUAAAGAGGAGCUGGACACUUUGAAGGAGGAAAAAGAGAACCUACAGAGCUUGGUUACACGACAAAGCUACAUAAUCCAGGAACUAGAGAAGCAGUUAAACAAGGCAACAAGUAACAACAGUGUCCUGCAGAAGCAGCAGCUUGAAUUGAUGGACACAGUUCACACUUUGAUUACCCUCUGUUCCAAGGAAGGAGUUUUACUAAAGAAUGUAAAAAAGGAAGAAGAAAAGCCUUUCAGAGACUGUGCAGAUGUAUACCAAUCUGGUUUUAACAAAAGUGGGGUCUACACUAUUUAUAUUAACAAUGUGUCAGAUCCUAAAAAGGUCUUCUGCAAUAUGGAAAUUGCUGGAGGAGGCUGGACAGUUAUACAGCACCGAGAAGAUGGGAGUCUGGAUUUUCAAAAGAGCUGGAAAGAAUACAAAAUGGGUUUCGGUAGCCCAUCAGGUGAACAUUGGCUGGGAAAUGAAUUUAUCUUUGCAAUAACAAGCCAGAGGCAAUAUUCUCUAAGAAUUGAAUUAAUGGACUGGGAAGGAAAUCAAGCAUAUUCACAGUAUGACAGAUUUCACAUAGGAAAUGAAAAGCAGAACUACAGGCUCUAUUUAAAAGGUCACAGUGGGACAGCUGGAAAGCAGAGCAGUCUGAUCUUACAUGGUGCUGAAUUCAGUACGAAAGAUGCUGACAAUGACAACUGCAUGUGUAAAUGUGCUCUCAUGUUGACUGGAGGGUGGUGGUUUGAUGCCUGUGGCCCCUCCAAUCUCAAUGGGAUGUUCUACACAGCUGGGCAAAACCAUGGAAAGCUCAAUGGCAUCAAGUGGCAUUACUUCAAAGGCCCCAGCUACUCCCUGCGCUCCACCACCAUGAUGAUUCGGCCCUUGGACUUCUAA